GUUGGUACCCCUCAAAGACGCGCCCGCUUCGAGUGUAUGUCUUCAGAUCUCUCUGAUCAAGCCCAUCCUUUUCGCUCCGCGUGCCGUUUUUGGUUUCGCCAUGCUGCGAGCGCUGUUGACGACUCCGACUCUGGCAGCCGCCACCUGCCUGCAGAAUGGCGUGCUCUCCAAGGACCCUUCAGCGCCGCUGCCCUCGUUGUACUUCAAGACCUGGAGCGAGUGCCAGAAGAGCUGUGAGACCAACCCCACCUGCCAGUGGUUCUCCUUCAAGGGGGACAGCGCUCCCACGAACGGCGCCUGCUACCUCUUCAGCAAGACGGACGUGGGCACGGAAGCGGACCCCAAAGCCUUCUCUGGGCCCAAGGGAUGUCAGGACGCCACCAUCCUGACUGAUGCCGCCAAGACCGCCGCAGGCGUCGCAGCAGGCAUCCAGGAGGGCGCUAGCGGCACUGCCGCCAGCCUGGCAAACGGCCUGAACAACGGCGUGGCCGGCCUCCAGGCAAGGUCAAGCGAGGGCGCCAGUGGCGUGGCCGGCGGCCUGAACAGCGGCGUGGCCGGUCUCCAGGAGCAGGCCAACGGCGCGGCCGCCAGCCUGGCGGAUGGCGUGAACAGCGGCGUGGGCGCCGUCUCCGAUUCCUUCGCAGCGGCAGGCGCUCACUUGAGCAACACCGCCAACCAGGCGGCAGACCAGGUGGGGGCCACAUUCAAGGAGGGAUCUGACGGCAAAGCUCUGGCUGCGGGCAGCAAGGAGGGGGACACCACGGUCUAUGCCAUCGUGGGUGGCAGUGUGGGUGCGGCCAUGGUGGCCGCUGGGGCAUUGGCUAUGUUCGGCGGGGGCGGCACGACGGCUUCCAAGAAGAAGAAGCGCGGAGUGACGGGACCAAUCUCCACCCCAGGUGAGCCUCGGAAGGCGUGGCAGCUCUACGCGAAGAUGGCCAACCCGGGAGCGACCUUUGACGCCGAGGCGCCAUCCAGCACCGCAGCCGCGUCAAGCGCUGCGCCCGCCCAAUCCGCGGUGCAGAUGUCGGCGCCCACGUACUCCGUGCCGCGGCCCUUCGCGGCGGAGCCGAGCUACGCUGCCGCACCGACAUACCAGCCGGCCCCGAUGACCUACCAGCCGGCCAUGACCUACCAGCCGGCCAGCUACCAGCAGGUUCCCAUGUCCAGCUACCAGGUCCCCGCGUCCAUGCCUGCGCAGCCGAUGACGUAUCAGGUCGCCCCUUCGGCCUACCAGCCGGUCUCUUCGGCUUAUCAACAGGUGGCUACAGAGCCAUACCAGACCCAGUGAUGUAGGUUCCGAAAUGGUCCCAAGUAUGGCUACUGGACAUAUGGAUAUGAUCUAUGUUUCUCUUGAGCUUCAAAAUUCAGACUUGGUGGCUCCCAGCUAUCCUCUUAGCUUUUUAGCCUUUUAGUG
Molecule: messenger RNA, 1414 nt
Organism: Effrenium voratum
Lineage: Eukaryota; Dinophyceae; Suessiales; Symbiodiniaceae
Source: the annotation of a GenBank genome assembly